AGCUUGCUCCCACCCUCCUCUACCCUCACCACCAACCCGUCUUUACCUCCUAUAAGCCACCUGUCUGCGCUUUCAUCCGGUGGCAGACGGUGACCAUGUGGUGUCCGCGAGUAUAAUGAGUCGGAAUGUAGGCAUCGCGACCGGCGCGUUUUUGCGGCGCUCCGGAGACCUGCCGCUUCGUCAACAUCAUGCGCCGCUCCCUCGAGGCGAAUUCGCAGCGUCGCUACUUUUACGAGGGGGAGGCCAGGUAGCGAGACGGUCAAUUACCUCGAGUUCGCGCACAUUCGGUCACUGUCCGCCUAGGAUAGCUUUUCAACCCUCCUCACGCAUCGCACCGAUCUCUCCACUUCUCCUCCAGCAACCGGUGGGCCGACCGAGCCAUAUCUACCAGAGCGUCUCGUUUGCGGCAGCUUCAGCAUGGAGUCGUGGCGCACGAACAAAGGCGAAUACACAGUUGCGAAAAUCCACCACUGCAAAUCGGCGUAACAAGAGCUCCGUCACGGAUGGUUCAAACACGAAGCUAAAAGGUCCCUCCACGCCGCAAGCCGAGCUCUCCCCUCAACCUAAAGCCCCUCCCAACCCGCCGAAUGCUCCCAAAGAGCCCCCUAAACCCGAAUCCGACCCGUCGUCGAGCUCCGGGAAGCACUUCCUCGAUCGCAUCCCUCAGAGCCUCCCACAUCUAUACAGGCCAAGCAAAGCUGAGCUUCUCCAGGCAGCGUCAGGCUUCUGGUCGCGUGUAAAAGUCCAUUUCAAAUGGCUCACAAUCAGGAGCACGCGUCCCUUCAACGCGGACGAAAUAUACGCGCUGUUUUCGUGGAUAGUGGCUGCGCAUUUCCUCUGGAUCAUCCUCGGUACCACAACCUUCUUCAUGUUGGCCGUCUUCCUGAUCAACACCGUCUUUGCGCAGGAGACGUUGGCCAAGUGGAUCGGCAACUACCUGACUGGCUCCUCCGGCAUCAAGGUAGUUUUUGAAUCAGCCGUCGUGCCCAAGUGGAAAGACGGAGUAAUUUCUUUCAGGAAGGUCUUCGUGUCUCGAAGGCCGGGGCAAGGUCACGCGAAGGUCAGUAAAGGAUCGCAGACGUCAGCCGCAGCCGCCGCUGCUGCUAUUGCACAAAAAGAGAAAGAUGCUGCCGAAGGAGUAGAGGAAGAGGAGGACACAAAUUAUAGUCAAUUCGACAUAUCAAUUGACACCGUCAACGUCACUUUGUCGUUUUCGAAGUGGUUCAACGGCAAGGGUCUACUGAAGGAUGUCGAGAUCAAAGGGAUCCGUGGUGUCGUAGACAGAACCCCUGUACAUUCGAUCGAAGGCGUUGACCCACGGUCGUACAAGCACGAGCACCACCCCGGCGAUUUCGAAUUGGAUUCAUUCAAGAUGGAGGACUUGUUAAUUACCAUCUACCAGCCGGACAACUAUCGCCCAUUCUCCGUCAGCAUCUACUCCUGCGAUCUUCCACAGCUACGGAAACAGUGGCUGUUCUAUGACUUUCUGUCGGCCAACAUGAUGUCGGGAUCUUACGAUAACUCCCUGUUUACGAUACACCCCCGACAGACGCACAACUAUACCGGUACACAAUUGAACGAAGGCCGCGACACAGAGGGCGGUAACCGCUGGAAAAAGCAAAGCCGGAUUAGGAUUGAUGGUCUCAACAUUGACCACCUAAACAGGGGCUACGAGGGGCCCUUUUCCUGGAUAUACGAAGGCAACGUCGACAUCGUUGCCGACGUCAUGUUACCCAAUGAAGACGAUGGCAGCCUCGCGAAAGUCAUGUCAGACAUGUACGACCGGGUCGAAGCUACCGUAACGCAAAACAACAGACACUACUCCGAUCACGCAGUGCACUAUUUCGAAGAGCAACACCGUGACUCCAAGGAGGAAAAGAAAGAGGACGAGGACCUCCGAUUCGUAAUCAUGGAUGUCCGCGUGCAUCUCAAUGAUGUACGAGCAGCGGUACCAAUCUUCACGAAAGACAUCUCCUACGUGAACAAUGCGCUCGUCCGGCCCAUUGUUGCGUACAUCAACUCCAAGAAAACCUUCAUACCAGUCAAUUGCAGAGUCGUCAAGCAAGCCAGCGAGUUCGAAGGAAGCUGGACCAUCUACGACAGCGGCUUAAUGGAGGACAUAUCGCGAGAGAUGUACGACGCCUUCGCCCGCGACGUCCUUGACGACAACACUGCUCGCAAACGCCGCAUAAAGAAAGUCGGCAUCUGGACGCUGCAGCUCGCCGCUCAGGCACUCUUCCUCGGCUUGGCUGGUAACAUAGCGUAAGCAGCGGAACUUCCACGCUGCGCUUUGGGCUUCUUGUAUAUUUAGGUAAUAGGGAAAGGUUUGGAGUUUCGGAGAGGCGGUCACCACUCGUAACGAACGGUUUUGGGUGGCUUGGCUCUUGAUGUUGCAUUAACCAUUAUUGGAAAGGGCCUUCUGGAUACACACACAAUGCACUGUAUAGUAGUAAUCCACGAUGAGAGAAUAUGAUGAGAGGCUAUCUCAAGG
Trematosphaeria pertusa is the source of this 2491-nucleotide messenger RNA. RefSeq lists its product as uncharacterized. Gene Ontology annotation, cellular component: mitochondrial inner membrane. Gene Ontology annotation, biological process: mitochondrion inheritance. The record is from RefSeq and is a predicted model, not a curated record. The transcript is spliced from 2 exons. Lineage: Eukaryota; Fungi; Ascomycota; Dothideomycetes; Pleosporales; Trematosphaeriaceae. Bases 116 to 2266 code for a protein of 716 amino acids.